This is a messenger RNA of Ylistrum balloti, 11520 nucleotides long. RefSeq lists its product as uncharacterized. The record is from RefSeq and is a predicted model, not a curated record. Bases 1 to 11520 code for a protein of 3839 amino acids. Gene Ontology annotation, molecular function: beta-glucosidase activity. NCBI's taxonomy places the organism in Eukaryota, Metazoa, Mollusca, Bivalvia, Pectinida, Pectinidae. Gene Ontology annotation, biological process: carbohydrate metabolic process. The transcript is spliced from 58 exons.
AUGUUCGUGCGCCUUACGCUUCUUUUUGGCGCCCUCGCCUUCGCCCGGGGGUCGGGCGAGGACUUCACAUUUGGGACGUUCCCUAAUGAUUUCCUUUGGGGUUUUGCAAGUUCGGGGAUGUUCGAUAAAGACCCAAGCCAUCAUGUGUCGUCGGAGGAAAUUGACAACAGUAUCGAUACAGCCAAAUUCCUUGGGGUCUCACAUUAUCACUUCGCCCUGAACUGGUCAGCGCUGGGGAAAGAAAAGAAUAUCCCAAGGGAUAGCCCCAUCUUGGUUUAUUAUAAUCACGUGAUCAACGCGACAUUAUCAGCUGGUAUGACACCAGUGGUGACGUUACUCACAGGAGAACUUCCUGCUCAUCUACAAAAAAUUGGCGGCUGGCUGAACGCCUCUACCAUACGUCACUUCCGGGACUACGCCAGCCUCUGCUUUGAAGAAUUUGGAGAUAGAGUCAAUUUCUGGGUCACAGUGCAAGAACCUUAUUCCAUAAUAAAAUCUGGGCUAGAUGAAACUAUAGAAGAUUUUACUACUCUACAUUCCAAAGCCACUAAAAAUUUGAUUACAGCACAUAACGAAGUGUACAAGCUGUACAAAACCGACUUCGAACAAGCAAGGGGAGGACAAGUAGGCAUUACUUUAUCUACCAGAUGGUUGGAGUCACGUGAACCUCACGUGCAUGCUGACGUGAUGGAAACUUCUACGUCAUGGGAGAGUGACGAAGGAGACUUGCUUUCUCAGCUUCUACGAAACCACACCACUGACUUUCUGGGUGUGCAGUACCAUACGGCUGACCAGUCACUGUUGUCUGGACAUGAAACAACCGAUAACGACAGACAAAAAGAAGCGGCUAGUUCUCCACAAAGUUUACGACAGCUGUUGAACUGGCUUAAGGGAAUAGAUCGAGAACUCCCAUUAUACGUCAUGGCAUAUGACGCUUGCGCAGAUGGAGCUAUCAGCUCUGGGGAUUUGGAGGGAGUGGAAUGGUAUCGCGACCAUUUAGAUGAGAUAUUAAAAGCAAUCACUAUUGACGGCUGUUUCGGAGUGAAAGGAUUCUUAACUAUUUCUCCUAUGGCAAUGUAUAAUGAGAUGGAAAACAGAAUAGCUGGCACAUCCCUACCGAAAGCUUUCGAACUGUACCUUCAACAGGUUGUCAGCGACAACGGAUUCACAGAAGGCUAUAACAUGAUAGGUGGUAUGGCAACAGGCCGCGUUGCUAACGAAAACACCAUGCUUUUUGGCAAAUUUCCAGAGGGCUUCCGAUGGGGAGCGUCCACCUCCGCUUACCAAAUUGAGGGAGCAUGGAACGAGGAUGGGCGUGGCCCGACCUUUCUGGACAGGAUUUCGCAUAGACACAGUAGUGGUGCCAUCAUUGACAACUCUACAGGGGACGUGGCGUGUGACAGUUACCAUAAGUACAUGGAAGAUAUCAAAAUCCUAAGAGAAACAAAGGUGACGACGUAUCGUUUUUCAAUCUCAUGGGGGCGAAUUUUUCCGCAUGGCGCCAACCACACCGUGAAUCAGUUAGGAGUAGACUAUUACAACAAGGUUAUUGAUGCACUCUUAGCUGCUGGAAUUGAACCUAUGGCCACCAUUUAUAAAUAUGACAUGCCAUUGGAUCUGGUAGAUGCUGGUGGAUGGACAAAUCAGGAUACCAUCGAACAUUUCAAAGAAUACGCAAGAGUCUGUUUUCAGGAAUUUGGAAGCAAAGUGAAGACAUGGUUUACCAUUAACGAACCGUAUCUGAUGAGUCAAAUGGUAUAUGCUGACAAUGGUUCGGGAACAAAUGAUUACAUCGCUGCUCACAACAUGAUCCUGGCCCACGCCGAGACUUACCGCAUGUAUGAGAGAGACUUCAAGCCCACACAAAAUGGUCAAGUAAGUUUAGUGCUUUACUCGGAAUGGAUGGAGCCGAAAAAUGCUGAAGACCCCUCGGAUAUCGAGGCAUCGGAGCGAGCGAUGCAGUUCAAGCUCGGAUGGUUUGCAGAGCCAAUAUUUGGUAGCGGUGACUACCCAGCUGUCAUGAAAAGUCGCGUGCCUGAGGCUAGAUUACCAGAGUUUACAGAUGAUCAACGUUCAAUGAUCAACGGAUCGGCCGAUUUCUUUGCCAUCAACAUUUACACCGCGGCUUUGGUAGCAUCUGCCGAUCCGACCGAACUGAAGACUACAUUCGAAAAAGAUGCUGGUUAUGUUCUCAGCGCAGAUCCCUCGUGGAAAGUAAAAUGUGGAGAUAGAAUGUAUUCAACCCCAUUCGCCGUACGUAAAAUGCUGAACUGGAUCCGCACCAAAUACGGAGACAUUCCAAUUUUGAUAACAGAAAAUGGGGCAUGUGAUCAGAGGGAUGGUAUCGUUGAUCCCGAUCGAAUAGACUUCUUACGAAGUUACACCAACGAGGUACUGAAAGCGAUACUCAUUGACAAGAUAAAUGUAACAGGAUAUCUUGUUUGGAGUAUCAUGGAUACCUUUGACAUCACUUUUGGUUACCAAAAUAAAUAUGGACUGUAUCACAUCGACUUCAGCGACCCUAGUCUGACUAGGAUUCCGAAGCAUUCCGCCUCCUUCUACCGACAACUUGUGUCGGAGAGUGCAUUCCAGCAUGGCUAUCCUGGAAUAGGUGGACGGGGCGUAGCUCCGGAAAUGGAGAAUGAGUUCCUGUAUGAUGUUUUUCCGGAUGAUUUUGUUUGGAGUUCCGCGACAGCAGCCUAUCAGGUUGAGGGAGGCUGGAAUGAGGAUGGUCGUGGCCUGUCCAUCUGGGACGUUUGGGCACAGACUCCAGGGAAGACAGCCAAUAAUGACAACGGCAAUGUGGCCUGUGAUAGUUACCAUAAUUACAAGGAGGAUAUCCAGCUGCUUAAACAACUCGGGGUUUCCCACUACCGUUUCUCCAUCUCAUGGCCACGUGUUUUACCCGAUGGAACUGUGUCCAGUGCGAAUCCCAAGGGAAUCGAAUAUUACAACAAUCUAAUCGACGGUCUGCUGGCAGAAGGUAUCCAGCCAAUGGUCACACUUUACCACUGGGACCUUCCACAGGCUUUACAACUCAAGUACAAUGGAUGGCUCAAUGAAUCAAUGAUUGACAUUUUCGCUAACUAUACAGAUUUCUGCUUCAAACAGUUCGGAAACAGGGUAAAAUUCUGGAUUACCUUUAAUGAGCCUUGGAUUGUGUCGUGGUUGGGGUACAGUGUAGCCGUAUUUGCUCCGGGUAUGUACGGACCUGGAACUAACGCGUACACUGUCAGUCACCACCUGAUCCUGUCACAUGCAAAAACCUGGCAAAUCUACAACUCCACCUACCGGGAAACUCAGAAAGGACAGGUGGGUAUAACGUUAAAUGCUGGUUGGUCGGAGCCACAGGACCCUUUCAACCCCUCCCAUCUUGAAGCUGCAGAGAGGGCGACCCAGUUUGACUUCGGCUGGUUUGCUAACCCUCUCAUUCACGGAGACUAUCCUGAUGUCAUGAAGUCGCAAGUUGGAAAGAAGAGUGAACUGCAGGGUUUUAACAAAUCACGACUUCCGGAGUUCACAGCCACUGAAAAGAUGAUGAUAAAAGGCGCGACAGAUUUCCUUGGACUCAAUUUCUAUACGUCUGGCCUGGUCCAUCCUGAUGUGAAAGACAUCAACGAUAUAAGUUACGACGCGGAUAAAGAUAACGGUGGUUCCAUAGAUCCGAAAUGGCUGGGGUCGGGGUCAAACUGGUUAUGGGUGACUCCGUGGGGUAUCCGGAAAAUGUUGAACUGGAUCAAAAACCAUUAUGGAGAUACGCCAGUGUAUGUGACGGAGAAUGGUGUGUCAGAUCGGAAUGGGUCGUUACCAGACGUACACAGAAUUAACUACUACAGGUCGUACAUUAACGAGGUGCUGAAAGCUCGAAAACUCGAUCAAGUCAAUGUAAAGGGAUAUACAGCCUGGUCGCUGAUGGACAAUUUUGAAUGGGGUAGCGGUUACGACGAAAGAUUUGGCCUUCACUUUGUCAACUUCAGCGAUCCUGCUCGAUCCAGAACCCCAAAGGAGUCGGCCUUUUUCUACUCUCAGGUUAUCAAAGACAACGGUUUCCGGCGAGGUGCUGUAACGGCCCCUGGCGUUAUAACUACCAUUCCUUCCGAAAAUGAGUUCAUUUAUGGAGAGUUCCCGCAGGAUUUUGUAUGGAGUGCUUCUUCAUCGGCCUAUCAGGUUGAGGGAGCGUGGAAUGUGGAUGGACGAGGUGAAAGUAUCUGGGAUUCCUACCUUCACAACCACACAACAAAAGAUAAUGCUGAUAUUGCUUGCGAUAGUUAUCACAAUUUCAAUGAGGAUGUUCAAAUGCUUAAACGACUUAGAAUGUCACAUUACAAGCUCUCGCUGUCCUGGUCACGGAUCCUUCCCACUGGUAAGGCAGGCAACAUUAACAGCCAGGGUGUGGCAUACUACCAUCGUCUCAUAGACGCUUUUCUGGAGGCCGGCAUUCAACCUAUUGUAACACUUUUCCACAAUGACUUCCCACAGGCCCUUCAGGACGAUGGAGGCUGGCUUAAUGAAACAAUGGUCAACCAUUUUGUUGACUAUGCCAACAUCUGCUUCAAGGAAUAUGGAAAUAAGGUUAAGAUGUGGUACACUAUGGAUGAUCCACACACGUUUGCUGUAUCUGGAUACGGUACCGCUUCGUCACCGCCACAGGUAUCCGGAAUCGGUACAGAUGUCUAUACAGCCGUCCACAAUCUAAUUAAGGCACAUGCUCAAGCUUACCAUUUAUAUGAUACGGAAUUCAGACAGAAGCAAAACGGAUCGAUUGGAAUCAUAUUACACGUUCAAUGGGCUGAGCCAAAACAGACAUUCAACCCUUUUGAUGUGUUGGCAUCCGAACGGUAUCUGGAUUUUAAUCUUGGAUGGUUCGCUGAUCCCAUCCUCUUGUCGGGACAAUAUCCGCCAGUGAUGGCAGCACAAAUCCAAAUGAAAAGUAAUCUACAGAACCUAACGGACAGUAGGCUACCCACGUUUACUUCUGAUGAACAACACAUGAUUAAAGGCUCUGCUGACUAUCUUGGUAUUUCGUUCUACACGUCAAGACUUGUCAGUAAUUACCAGCAGCCCGUGUCAUCCCCAAGUUACUUUGAUGACCAAGACCUCAAAACCGAAGUAAAUGAAACCUGGCCAAAGAGCGGGUCCUCAUGGUUACGUGUGACACCAUUUGGAAUGAGAAAGCUGUUGCGUUGGAUAAAAUUUAAGUACCCGGAUGUACCAGUGUACGUUGCGGACAAUGGGGUGUCCGACAAGGAUGGUUCUUUAGAGGAUGACAACCGUGUCAAGUACCACAGGGAUCACCUUGACGAGGUCCUCAAGGCCAUUAACCUUGAUGGUGUUGACGUACGUGGAUAUUCUGUAUCGUCACUGAUGGAUCAGUUUGAAUGGAACGCCGGUUACACAGAGAAGUUUGGACUGUUUCAUGUAGAUUUCACAAAUCCUAAUCGUACAAGAACCGCAAAAAAAUCCGCAAACUUUAUCCGGAACAUGGUUAGAGCUAAUGGGUUUUUUAAAGGUCCGGACCCACUGCCAUACCAGGACGAAUUUUACUAUGGAACGUUCCCAGAAGGCUUUGCGUGGAGUGCUGCCACAGCAGCUUAUCAGGUGGAAGGUGGCUGGAACGAAGAUGGAAAAGGACUAAGUAUCUGGGACACAUUCUCUCAUCAAGGACACGUAGACAAUAAUGACACGGGUGACGUGGCCUGUGACAGUUACCAUAAAUACUUGGAAGAUGUGCAGCUUCUUAAGGAUAUGAAGGUUACGCACUAUCGCUUCUCUUUGUCGUGGCCACGUAUAUUGCCAGAUGGAACUACUAACAACGUUAACCAGCUGGGUUUAGAUUAUUAUAACCAGCUGAUAGACGCCCUAAUGGACGCUGGCAUCACACCAAUGGUCACACUCUACCACUGGGACCUGCCUCAAGCCCUACAGGACCUUGAUGGAGGAUGGCUUAAUCCCUUAAUACCUGUACUAUUUGCCGAUUACGCCAGACUAGCCUUCAGGGAGUUCGGAGACAGGGUAAAGACAUGGAUAACACUGAAUGAGCCAUGGGUGGUGUCUCUCCAAGGGUACGGGCAGGGUAUCAAAGCCCCGGGACUUGUUAGCCCUGGGGACGGGGUAUACGUCGCCGCUCACAAUCUCAUUAGGGCCCAUGGCAUGGCGUACCGGGUUUACGAAAAAGAGUUUAAGCAAAUCCAACGUGGGAAGGUUGGUAUCACAUGUAACUGUGACUGGGAAGUACCGAAAAGUGAGAAUGUUCCCUCCGACCGAGAAGCAGCCGAACGCGCCCUCCAGUUCCAUUUCGGUUGGUUCAUUAAUCCAGUUUUGAACAAUGGUGAUUAUCCAGACGUCAUGAAAUGGCAAAUCGGGAACAAGAGUGAGACACAGAAUUUAUCAAAAAGCAGACUGCCUCAGUUUACACUAGAGGAGAAACAGUAUUUACAGGGAGCCACAGAUUUCGUGGGUUUGAACUUUUACACGUCUAAUCUGGCAGAAUAUUACCUGGACGAGACAUAUGCACGUGAUUAUUAUUCUGAUAUGGAUGUCCACUUGUCGAAAGAUCCUUCCUGGCUUGGAUCCGGAUCAUCCUGGCUCACGGUCACUCCGUUUGGAAUACGUCGCAUGCUGAACUGGAUCAAGAACCACUAUGGUGACGUACCGGUUUAUGUAACGGAGAAUGGAGUCUCCGACAGAAACGGCUCCUUGACUGAUGAUCAUAGAAUAUUCUACUACAAACACUACAUCAAUGAAGUCCUGAAAGCCAUUCACAUAGACAAUGUUGACGUGCGCGGUUACACUGCCUGGUCGUUGAUGGAUAACUUUGAGUGGUCGCGAGGAUAUGCCGAAAGAUUUGGUCUCCACUACGUCGACUUCACUGACCCGAAACGACCCCGUACGCCUAAAGCUUCAGUCCAGUAUUACCGACAGCUCAUCCAGGAUAACGGAUUUUACCGACUGUUGCCGACUGCUCAAAUAGCACCAACCACGCCGAAAAGUAUAUCAGGGUCAAGAUCUUUACAUCAAAUACCAUUACUUAUGGAAAAUGAUUUCAUGUACGGAACCUUUCCAAAAGGAUUUGCAUGGAGUGCAGCAACUGCGUCCUACCAGGUCGAAGGCGGCUGGCAGGCAGAUGGUAAAGGUCCUAGUAUCUGGGAUACGUUCUCUCACCAAGGUCACGUGGACAAUAAUGACACGGGUGACGUAGCCUGUGACAGUUACCAUAAAUACUUGGAUGAUGUUCAGCUUCUCAAGAACAUGAAGGUGACACAUUAUCGUUUCUCCCUGUCAUGGCCCCGAAUAUUACCUGACGGAACAACAAAUAUUAUAAACCAAGCGGGGCUGGAUUACUAUGACAAGCUUAUUAACGCCCUAGUAGAAGCUGGAAUAACACCGAUGGUAACACUCUACCACUGGGACCUGCCCCAGGCUCUACAGAACAGAGGUGGAGGCUGGUUAAAUGCCUCCAUAGCUGACGUUUUUGCCGACUACGCCAAAUUUGUUUUCGAGAAGUUUGGAAACAGAGUGAAAACAUGGAUCACACUUAAUGAGCCAUGGGUGGUGGCUAUGAAGGGAUAUGGGGACGGAAGCAUGGCACCUGGGAUUGCAAGCCCCGGGAACAGCGUUUACAUAGCUGCCCAUAACCUCAUUCGGGCUCAUGGAAAGGCAUAUCGUGUCUAUCAAAAGGAGUUCAGCCAAGUUCAAAAUGGAAGCGUGGGUAUUACAUGUAACUGUCACUGGACUGUCCCCAAGUCGGAGGGUAGUCGUUUGGACAAAGCGGCCGCCGAGCGCGCGCUCCAAUUCCAACUAGGCUGGUUCGGGCAUCCUAUUCUCGUCAAUGGCGAUUACCCGGAUGUCAUGAAAAGGCAGAUUGCUAACAAAAGUGAAGCACAGAAUCUUCCAAAUAGCAGACUCCCACAAUUUACAUCAGAAGAGAAGCAAUAUUUAAACGGCUCUGCUGAUUUCAUUGGACUUAAUUUCUACACUUCUGACGUCAUACAGCAUUAUGAAGACCCAGACUUACCAUUGGAUUAUUACUCAGACAUAGAUGUCAAAAUCUCCAAAGACCCUUCUUGGCUCGGAUCUGGAUCUGAUUGGUUGAAAGUGACCCCUACUGGGAUACGCCGUAUGCUGACAUGGAUGAAGGACCAUUAUAAGGAUGCCCCUAUCUACAUUACAGAAAACGGGGUGUCCGACAGGAAUGGCUCGCUGCUAGACGAACAUAGAAUAAACUAUUACAAACAUUACAUCAACGAAGUCCUAAAAGCAAUUCACCUGGAUAACGUGAAUGUACUAGGCUACACUGCCUGGUCGUUGAUGGAUAAUUUUGAAUGGUCGCGAGGAUACGCGGAGAGAUUUGGUCUCCAUUACGUGGACUUUUCCGACCCAAAACGACCUAGGACACCUAAAGCCUCGGCCCAGUACUAUCGGCAGCUCAUUGAAAACAAUGGAUUCCAGGAGCUUCAAUCGAAACCUGCACCUCAGACAGAAGGAAGUGAAUUCUUCUAUGGAACUUUCCCGGAAAAUUUUGCAUGGAGUGCUGCGACUGCAGCGUACCAGGUAGAAGGUGGCUGGAAGGAAGACGGAAAAGGGCCGAGCAUUUGGGACACGUUCUCUCAUCAUGAUCACGUGGACAAUAAUGAUACUGGCGAUGUUGCUUGUGACAGCUACCAUAAAUACCUUGAAGAUGUCCAGCUUCUCAAAGAUAUGAAAGUAACACACUAUCGCUUCUCCCUGUCAUGGCCCCGGAUAUUGCCAGAUGGCACUACUCGUCACGUGAACCAAGCAGGUAUAAAUUACUAUGACCAGCUGAUUGACGCCUUAAUUGACGCUGGAAUCACACCAAUGGUCACGCUCUACCACUGGGACCUACCUCAGGCUCUACAGAACCAAGGUGGAGGCUGGCUGAACGCUUCAAUAGCCGAUGUUUUCGCCGAUUACGCCAGACUAGCUUUCCAGAAGUUUGGAGACAGGGUAAAGACGUGGAUCACCCUAAACGAGCCAUGGGUGGUUUCUGUCCAAGGGUAUGGACAGGGUAUCAAAGCCCCGGGACUUGUCAGCCCCGGAGACGGGGUAUACGUCGCCGCUCACAAUCUCAUUAGGGCCCAUGGGAAAGCCUACAGGGUGUAUGAAAAAGAGUUUAAGCAGAUCCAGCAUGGGAAGGUCGGUAUCACAUGUAACUGUGACUGGGAAGUACCGAAAAGUGAGAAUGUUCCCUCCGACCGAGAAGCAGCCGAACGCGCCCUCCAGUUCCAUUUCGGUUGGUUCAUUAAUCCAGUUUUGAACAAUGGUGAUUAUCCAGACGUCAUGAAAUGGCAGAUCUUAAAGAAGAGCAUCACCUUGCAGAAGUUAAAGCAAAGCAGACUGCCAGAAUUUACCAACGAGGAAAAAGAAUAUUUGAAAGGUGCCACCGAUUUUCUCGGUUUGAAUUUCUACACCUCAAACCUAGCAGAAAAUUAUAUCGACCCAUCCACUCAGGCCGAUUAUUACGGCGACAUGGAUGUCAAGCUUUCUAAAGACCCGUCGUGGCUUAGGUCCGGAUCAUCCUGGCUCACGGUUACUCCGUUCGGAAUACGACGCAUGCUGAACUGGAUCAAAGAUCACUAUGGUGACGUACCAGUAUAUGUAACGGAGAAUGGAGUCUCCGACAGAAACGGCUUUUUGACUGAUGAUAAUAGAAUAUUCUACUACAAACACUACAUCAAUGAAGUCCUGAAAGCCAUUCACCUAGACAAUAUCGAUGUACGUGGGUAUACUGCCUGGUCUCUGAUGGAUAACUUUGAGUGGUCCCGAGGAUACUCGGAGAGAUUCGGUCUCCACUACGUCAACUUUACCGACCCGGCGCGGCCUAGGACGCCAAAGGCCUCUGCCAAGUAUUACCGGAACAUCAUCCAGGACAACGGCUUCAUCCCUGGUACAGAGACUGCGCCUACAAGUUCAUCCCCAUCGCCAAUGAUACAAAAGAGAACCUUGGAAAAAGAGAAUGUCUUUGUGUAUGGUCUAUUCCCACAAGAGUUUGCAUGGGGUGUGACAACAUCCGCCUAUCAAACAGAGGGAGCAUGGCAUGAGGACGGUAAGGGCGCAAGUAUAUGGGAUGUUUUCACACAUAACCGUAAAUCUCCUAAUUAUGACACUGGAGAUGUCUCUUGUGACAGCUACCAUUACUGGCGGGAUGACAUUACUAUACUGAAGAAACUCAAGGUAUCAAGUUAUCGGUUUUCUAUCUCCUGGUCUCGAGUUUUACCUACUGGAUCAGCCAACAACGUUAGUAAAGCUGGUAUGGAGUAUUACGACCAGUUGAUCGACGCCCUGGUGGAGGCUGGGAUCGCUCCCGUAGUAACACUUUAUCACUGGGAUCUACCACAGUUCCUGAAUCAAACUGGAGGAUGGCUUAAUGACGAUAUCAUCACACUGUUUACUCACUUCGCUGACCUUUGUUUCUCACGGUUUGGUAAUCGAGUAAAGACUUGGAUUACAAUAUCAGACCCCUAUUCCAUAGCUGUAAAAGGAUAUGGACAAGGAACCUUGGCCCCUGGAGAGAUGAAUCAGGACGUGUACAAAGUUGGGUACAACCUCCUACUAGCUCACGCUGCAGUUUACCAUUUGUACAGCCAGAAAUACCUACCUUAUCACAAAGGUAAAGUGGGGAUAGCACUCACUGCACCAUGGGCUGAACCAUUGAACAAAUCACACGAAGAAGAUGUGCUGGCAUCAGAACGCGCGCUUCAAUUCAUGCUCGGAUGGUUUGCCAACCCAAUAUUCAAGGACGGAGAUUACCCCGAUGUGAUGCGAGCAUCCGUACUUAAGAAUAGUUUGAUGGAAAAUAACCUCGACAGUAGAUUAAUUAAAUUUACGGCACAGGAUAAAAUAAUGUUACAAGGUUCUGCUGACUUCUUAGGACUCAACUACUACAACUCCAUAGCGGUCAAACGAAGUCCACAAUCACAGACUCUGACUUAUUUCUCGGAUAUGAAUGUUGAUAUCAGUGCUUCCAUCCCAUGGCAAACCACUGGCCAUAUGACGAAACCCCCAGAGGGACUACGACGGAUUCUUAACUGGAUCCACCAAUCAUAUUCCUCGGUGCCGAUUUACGUCACAGAAAACGGGAUGUAUGACACGACUGGUACAAUGGAGGAUACAGAUCGGGAGGAGUAUAUAAGACAGCACACCAAUCAACUGGUUAAAGCUAUAAAUCUGGACAGAGUCAAUGUCCAAGGAUAUUUCGUCUGGUCAUUGAUGGACAAUUUUGACUGGGAACAUGGAUAUACACGGAAAUACGGACUUUACCACGUGGACUUUGAGAAGACAAAAAAGACGCGCACAGCUAAAAGGUCUGCAAACUUUUAUAGACAGCUUAUAGCCGAUAAUGGUUUCCAUGACAACAAUACAAUGACGUCAAAAGCACCUCUCGCUGUGGUCACAACAACUCCUAAACAAAACCACGGAAUAUCCGGGACAUUCUCCCUUCACCAAACACCAUUACUACUGAUCACUCUUCUCACAGGAUGGACUCUUGUAUCUUCUCAUUAG